AUGGCGAUUAGUGGUGUGAUGAAGACGAAGAUGAAAACACGCAUGGAACGAGACGAAGAGUUAUCACUUUUCAGGGAAUUGCGAAAGCGCCAGAAUGAACACAUCUCAAGCCUCUUGCAUUGUGUUAAUUCUGAAGAGUUUGAAUGUGGCACUAAUAAUGACACUCCUGGGAAGAGAGAAUAUGGUUUAGAGUUUCUGGAAACAAACAAAAAUGACUACGAUUGGUUGAAAACACCACCAGCUACUCCUCUGUUUCCAUCCCUUGAAAUGGAACCAGGUCCUCAACUUGUUGUGCAAAAGGAGAUACCAAUCUCACAAGCCAUCACAAGAUUCGAAAUUGACAACAUAAGGUUGGUUUUGCCACAGUUUGCAUGGAAAGAAAUGGAAGCACCAAAACCCAAAUCAAAUGAUGGAAAAACAACUCACACCAACUCAACCAAACCAAAACCUUCAACAAGAUCAAUGACCCCAAGUUACCACAGGCAAAGACCAAGCACCAUCAAGAACACAAAUGAACAACAAACAAACACUUUGCCAACAAUUCCCAACAAGGGCAGCAAUGCCAAAAGUGACCAUGAAGUGGCCAACAACACAAAAUUCACUCCCCAAAAGCAAACCAACAAUACUGAUUUCCUCGCUUUGAAUGUGAAGAAAAGCACAGAAACAAAUGAUUCACAGAGAAAGCCAAGAGCUAGAGGCGUUUCUCCAUCACUGAAAUCAAGAGUUGCACUUGUGAGUAAUAUCAUGGAACUCUCCAAUGUGGCACCACCAAAUCUAAGGACAGAUGAGAGGCCAAGUUCCACCACACGAGGAAGAAGCACAACUCGAUCUUCUACUGUUACAGGGUUUCAAAAUCGGGAUCCUAUUCCACGAACGAGUAGACCAUCAAGGUCACCAUCACCGAGCAUGGCUAAUGGUAGUUGGAAUCAGUUAGACAGAACCCAGAAGAACUUGAGGGCACAUAAAGAAACAUUCACUCUAGCAGCAAGUCCUAAUGAAGGAAGAACACAUUUUAAGGGGAGUAAGAUGGUAGAGAAAGUGGUGAAUGCUAGAAAGUUAAGCAUGAAUCAAGUGGAUAAAGAAACCAAAACGAAAGCUUUCAAAACUAGGGUAUGA
Molecule: messenger RNA, 1116 nt
Organism: Vigna umbellata (rice bean)
Lineage: Eukaryota; Viridiplantae; Streptophyta; Magnoliopsida; Fabales; Fabaceae
Source: RefSeq, a predicted model, not a curated record